GGAAGUAGGUUAAUGUUUUGAACAAAUACGUUACCCAUGCAUGGCUACGUCGACUGCCACUGUCAUAUCUCUGCGGGGGAUUUUGACAAGGACAUAGAGGAGGUGGUUGAGAAUUCAAAAAAGGCUGGGUUGUUGGCUCUGUUAGCCGUGGCCGAGCAUGCUGGGGAAUUUGAGAAGAUUAUUGAGUUGUCACAAAGGUUUCCAGGUUUCAUUUUUCCCUGCCUAGGAGUCCAUCCUGUUCAAGAGGUUUCCCCAGAGCAGCAGAGGGGGGCUUCUCUCCAGGAUCUAGAUGCAGCUCUACCCAUAAUAGAGAAAUACAAAGACCACCUUGUGGCCAUUGGGGAGGUUGGUUUGGAUUUUACACCCAGAUACGUCAGGGGUGAGACUGACAAAGACAGCCAGAGGCAGGUCCUCAUUCGUCAGGCACAGAUAGCCAAGGAACUGGAUCUCCCUCUGAAUGUUCAUUCACGGUCUGCUGGAAGACCCACCAUCCAGCUCCUGAAGGAGCAAGGUGUCGAAAAAGCCCUGCUUCAUGCUUUUGAUGGGAAGCCAUCUGUUGCCAUGGAGGGAGUGAAGGCUGGAUAUUUCUUCUCUAUCCCACCAUCCAUCAUACGCAGUGAUCAGAAGCAGAAACUCGUGAAACAGUUGCCGUUAGAGAACAUCUGUCUAGAAACAGAUUCACCUGCUCUUGGUCCAGAAAAACAGGUGAGAAACGAGCCAAAAAACAUCUGUGUCUCUGCCGAGUACAUCAGCAAGAUUAAAGGAGUGUCGCUGCAGGAGGUGAUGGAGGUGACGACACAGAACGCUCUCCGACUCUUCCCAAAGAUAAAGUCUGCCUUCAGACCCUGACAAAGCCUUAAAAGUUUAUUUCAUCAGUAUUUUAAUGUGGUAGUCUGAUUGUCCUGAUUGUUCAGAUGUCCUGAAGUGUAUGUAAAUCUGAGUCUUAAGCUAAAACACCUUCAUGUGAACUAUAACCUAUUUAUUUAUCUCCAAUAAAGAAAGAUACGGUAACAAUCUAACACACAUGUUGGAUAUUUUUCAUGUGUGUGAUACAUCUGAAACAUCAACAUUUCAUAAAUAUGUUACAAAAACAACAGCUGACAUCCGUCAUCAUUUAAACAUUCAUAUCAUUGUAAAGUGAAUAAUCAUGAUAUGCCACUGUUAUUUUUUUAUAUUUCCCAUCAACAGAUGUAAACAGAGCAGUGAUAUCAUUAAGUUAAUAAUUUCACUGGUCACUUGUGCUAUUUAUAUCAAUGUUGCUGCACAUUCUCUAUAAUUAAAAGGUGAUUCGUCAUGGACUUAACAUCAGCUGCUGUAGCUAAACUCUAAUGAAUGGAUCAGUGGCAGUUCACAGCUGGAUGGGGUAUUGCUGCCUUCAAGUGCUCCUCAUGAAAUCUCACCUUUGAGCUCAGUUUCACCCUAGUUUUAAUCCUAUAGAAUGAUCUCGGAGCUGAUUUAGGGUCAUUUCCAAUCUGACGAUAGUUAAAAAUUUUGAUUUUUUAUUCUUUUUUAUACAUAUUUAAUUAGCAUCACUGGAGGGAGC
Anarrhichthys ocellatus (wolf-eel) is the source of this 1543-nucleotide messenger RNA. RefSeq names its product putative deoxyribonuclease TATDN3 (gene tatdn3l). The transcript is spliced from 10 exons. The record is from RefSeq and is a predicted model, not a curated record. Gene Ontology annotation, molecular function: hydrolase activity, acting on ester bonds. The coding region runs from base 37 to 849 and encodes 270 amino acids. Lineage: Eukaryota; Metazoa; Chordata; Actinopteri; Perciformes; Anarhichadidae.